Perca fluviatilis (European perch) is the source of this 460-nucleotide messenger RNA. RefSeq names its product L-fucose kinase-like. The transcript has 3 exons. The coding region runs from base 45 to 428 and encodes 127 amino acids. Gene Ontology annotation, molecular function: fucokinase activity. Gene Ontology annotation, biological process: GDP-L-fucose salvage. The record is from RefSeq and is a predicted model, not a curated record. NCBI's taxonomy places the organism in Eukaryota, Metazoa, Chordata, Actinopteri, Perciformes, Percidae.
GUCUGCAGGAUGUGGUGCGUAGCUGGUACAGCCGUCUGCCCGCCAUGGUCCACAACGCCCAGCAGCUGGUGGCCAACUCAGAGGAAUGUGCCAGGGCCUGUUCACACGGUUCUCUGUCUGGGCUGGGCGUGUGUCUGGAGCGCUCGUGGCAGCAGAAGAAGCUGAUGGCGCCGGGCUGCGAGCCGGCCUCGGUGAGGGCCAUGAUGGAGGCGCUGCAGCCGCUGGUGCUGGGUCAGAGCCUGGCCGGCGCCGGGGGGGGGGGCUUCCUCUACCUGCUGACCCGGGAGCCUCGGCAGCGGCUCGCCGUGCUGCGCGUCCUCGAAAACACUCCGGGUCUGGGAGACUUCAGCGUCCACUCGGUGGAGCUGGACCUGGACGGGAUUACAGUCCCGCAUCCUGAGGGAGGGGCACGCACACAUAUGUCAUAGGGCUGCUUAGAUAUAUACAAUACACACAUAUG